Molecule: messenger RNA, 1086 nt
Organism: Letharia columbiana
Lineage: Eukaryota; Fungi; Ascomycota; Lecanoromycetes; Lecanorales; Parmeliaceae
Exons: 6
Coding region: 1-1086 (361 amino acids)
Molecular function (GO): D-amino-acid oxidase activity; FAD binding
Source: RefSeq, a predicted model, not a curated record
AUGUCAGAAACACGAAUUGUCGUAGUUGGUGCAGGAGUAGCAGGUCUAACGACAGCACUUCUGCUGUCUAGAAUUGCCAAAUACAACAUCACUGUGGCUGCAAAGCACAUGCCAGGUGAUUACGAUAUAGAAUACGCAUCUCCGUGGGCUGGUGCAGAUUAUCUGCCGGUUUCUGCUCCAGGUACUGAGGCUGCAGAGUGGGACAGAAAUACCUGGACAGAGUUGGAAAAGUUAGCCAGGCAUUCGCCUGAGGCCGGCGUGCAUUUUCAAGAUGCCUUCAUAUAUAGUCGUAAUACAGAUUUUGAGGGCAGCGAGGGUUCUGCAUUAGGAAAGGCGAUGUCUUCAGAUCCAUGGUACAAAGACAUCGUACCAAAUUUUAGGAAAAUCCCCAAAAGUCAACUCCCAGCAGGAUUUGAUGACGGAACCUGCUUCAGAUCCGUCUGCAUAAACACAGCUAUAUAUCUGCCGUGGCUCACAUCAGAGUGCCUUAAAGCAGGGGUUGUCUUGAAGCGCGGAGUAUUCGGGCACAUUUCUGAGGCGGCACAUACGCAUCACUCGGGUCAGAAAGCAGAACUAAUAGUCAAUUGUACAGGGCUUUCAGCCGGUAAAAUUGGUGGUGUCGAAGACAAAAGCAUGGUACCCGCUCGGGGACAGACAGUGCUCGUCAGGAAUGAGGCCAUUGGUAUUGUUGGUGGUUCUGGAACCGACGACGGCGAUGAUGAAGUCUGCUACGUUAUUCCGAGAGCUGCGGGCGGAGGUACAAUACUUGGUGGCUGCUAUCAAGAGGGUAACUGGGACUCCCAAUUUGACCCGAAUUUGGCAAACAGGAUCAUGAAGCGAGCUGUAGAGCUUUGCCCUUCUCUAACAGACGGCAAAGGAAUCGAGCAUCUCAGCGUUAUUCGUCAUGGCGUUGGACUCCGACCAGUUCGUCUCCGUGGUACUCGGAUUGAGAAAGAGAAGAUCAAUGGGGUCUGGGUUGUCCAUAAUUACGGGCAUGGUGGCUAUGGGUAUCAGUCCUCGUAUGGCUGCUCUCAAGCUGCCGUGAAGCUUGUGGGAGAGGCAUUAGCUGUCCGAGCAAGACUUUAG